GCACAGCUCAGUGCUCUGUUUCAUCUGGGUCACCUCAGAGUGGAAAUACAAUGGUCCCCUUACUGCUCUUCAUGCUGCUCCAAGAAACCCUGGCUGACAAAGUUCAUCUCGACAUUUCUAAUAAUGUCAUUCAUGCUAAGAUGACGGGGGUUGACAUCGUAGAUGACCUCUCUGGUAAUGUCAGAUGUGUGGUGGGAGAUCUUCAGUGUUUCUUUCACUGUGUUGAGUUCAACAUCAUGGCGUGGUUCAGUGGCUCAUCUGUUAACUUCGAGGCUGAUGUGAAUAACCUUAGUGACAAGAUCGUCUACAGCUUUUCUGAAAAUGGAGGAAAAUGCACUCUAUACCCCUGCAAGGCAAACAUUAUUGUACCACUGAUUACUCAACUGGAUGGUGGGAGCUUUUAUCAAAAGGAAAUGAUAUUUAUCCACUCUGUACGGGAUUCAUGUCCACAGCUCUUCAGUAGCAGCUAUGAAGUCAGCGCAGCCUUUAUCACUGUGGAAAGGCAGAUAAUCCAUAACAUCGUGGAAGCAACCCGGCUAGAAGCUGGAGGCUCCAAACACUAUAACCUGAGGGUCCUGUCUCUGAAUGUGGUCAGCGUCAGCGAGGCUAACCACAGUUCUCUGGAAACCAACUCCUUGAUAGCGAUGGAAGCUCCACAGCUGCUGCCUCAGAACAAGUCAACCAUCCCUGACAUUUGGUUGCCUGUGGAGGCCCUGAAGAAAAAGAGCAUCAUUGGUUUGGUCAGCUACAUGCGGCACAGCCAGUUCCAAUUUGGUGAUGGAGUUAUCUCAUCGAUGGUUGUCAGGAUAGAGGUAAUGGGGGAACGUCUCCAUAAUCUCAAGAACCCAAUCAAGAUGAUCUUCAGAAUUCUCCAACACACAAACAUGGGUAAUGACUCAAGGCUUCAGUGUCACUACUUUGAUGAACAUGAUCUAACGGUUCCAGGAAAUUGGUGGAAAACUGAUGGAUGUGAGACGCUCAACAUGACCAACAAUAAUCAGACUGACAUUAUUUGCAACUGUAACCAUGCAACACCAUUUGCUGUCCUACUGAUCAGAGAAGAAAUUUCUGGAAUCCACUGGAAAAUACUGUCAUACAUCAGUUACGUAGGCUGCAGCCUGUCUGCCCUCUUCACUGCUUUGUCCCUUGUGAUGUAUGUCUUCACUCGGAAACACAAAAUGGAUUACUCCAUCUCUAUCCAUGUAUCUCUGAGUGGGGCCCUGUUACUGCUCAAUACAACCUUCCUACUGACCGAGUGGGGGGCGACGGUGAAGCCAGACUGGGUGUGUGUGUUUAUCGCGGCAUUUAUGCAUUACUCCUUGCUCUGCUGUUUCACUUGGAUGGCUAUAGAGGCACUUCACCUCUAUCUGCUGCUGAUAAAGGUGUUUAACACCUACUACAAACACUACCUGAUCAAGUUGUCUCUGGCUGGAUGGGGGAUCCCUGGUGUAAUCGUGGCAGUCUCUCUGGGACUGAAGGACUUCAAACAGUUCUAUGGAGUUACACAAGUGAGCAUGGCCAACACCGACCAAACUAGCGCCAUCUGCUGGAUCACAGAUGAGUCCUUCUUCUACUCCCUGACCUUGGUGUAUUUCACCCUUAUAUUCAUCUUCAACACUGGCAUAUUGAUGACAGUGGCCUCUAGCAUCUGUAAGAUGAAACAGGCAUUCAGGAGCAACUCAAAUCUUGGCGGCAAGGCUGAGGGAAAGACUCGGGGAGAUCCACAGAGGUUCAGGGAGUCCUGCAGGAGUGGCCUCACCAUGUUAGGUCUUACCUGCUUGAUGGGGACCACCUGGGGCCUGGCCUUCCUGGGUUCAGGAUACGUCAACUACCCCAUUCUCUAUCUUUUCUGCAUCCUCAACUCCACACAAGGGUUCUUUAUCUUUCUGUGGAUCUGUCUGUCAGCCAAGAAGCAGAGGAAGAGAGAUAUGGAGGUCAGAAUGAGUUCAUCUCCUGGCAAGACUUCAGCAACCAAAUCUGAUUAGAUCCACUUUCCUGCCAGUGGUCAAGACGAUAAAGUGCACAUCACUGACAGCAAUGCCACUUCCUGUACCCAUAGCAGCUCUAACUCACACAUAUAACCAUCCUGUAACUAGCUAGGUUUCUGUUUCUCUGUACCUUUAAAACUGUCCUAACAUAAACACAAACAUUAGCUUUAGGUCUGUCAGCUUAAAGUCAAUACUGUCAUUAAGAUAAAUCAGUUUGCUACUGCAUGCUGUACAUGUAUUUUUGAAUAAAGUUAUCAUCUAUCAGUGUAGAACAAUGGUCUCAUGGUGCCAAUCAUUGAAGUUGUAUGAGUUGUUAUGAAUCACUGAUGUCACGUCAUCGAAUUAUUUAUUUUCAUUUCCCCAUCUGUUCUGCCAGUUUGAGAAAAUUGUAUGUUGUGCAGGUCUAAGUUUCGCUUCCACUUGUGUCACUUGACUUGUUGAUCAUUGUGACUUGUAUUUUUUGUCUUUCGUCUGCUGGUUAACAGUGACAUUUGUAGACUUCCUCUUUUCUCAAAGUUCGUUUGUCUACGUCUAAGUCUAGUAAGAUAUUCAAAUAACUUCUCUCUUUGAACAGUUAGAGUCUUAUUGUAAGUGUUGGAUUAUUGAUUUCCUGUUUUUCAGUCAUAACUUUACCAAUAUAGAUUUGACAAUAAUGUAUUAAUCCACAAU
Acanthopagrus latus (yellowfin seabream) is the source of this 2657-nucleotide messenger RNA. Its product is annotated as adhesion G-protein coupled receptor G2. The record is from RefSeq and is a predicted model, not a curated record. Bases 51 to 1985 code for a protein of 644 amino acids. The transcript is spliced from 14 exons. Gene Ontology annotation, biological process: adenylate cyclase-activating G protein-coupled receptor signaling pathway; cell surface receptor signaling pathway. Gene Ontology annotation, cellular component: membrane. Gene Ontology annotation, molecular function: G protein-coupled receptor activity. NCBI's taxonomy places the organism in Eukaryota, Metazoa, Chordata, Actinopteri, Spariformes, Sparidae.